UUCUGGUACAAGUUAACCCGGGGGAAGCAUUUACAAUAAGAAGAGAAGAUGGACAGUUUCAGUGCAUUACAGGUCCUGCUCAGGUUCCAAUGAUGUCCCCAAAUGGUUCUGUGCCUCCUAUUUAUGUGCCUCCUGGAUACGCCCCACAGGUUAUUGAAGACAAUGGUGUUCGAAGAGUAGUUGUGGUUCCUCAGGCACCAGAGUUUCACCCUGGCGGUCACACGGUCAUCCACCGUUCUCCACACCCUCCCCUGCCUGGUUUCAUUCCUGUCCCAACCAUGAUGCCCCCUCCACCACGUCAUAUGUACUCACCAGUAACUGGAGCUGGAGAUAUGGCAACACAGUAUAUGCCACAGUAUCAGUCUUCACAAGUAUAUGGAGAUAUAGAUGCUCACUCUACACAUGGAAGGUCCAACUUUAGAGACGAAAGAUCUAGUAAAACCUAUGAACGUUUGCAGAAAAAAUUAAAGGAUCGCCAAGGAACACAGAAAGAUAAAAUGAGCAGUCCACCAUCUUCACCCCAGAAAUGCCCUUCUCCUAUAAAUGAACAUAAUGGACUUAUAAAAGGGCAGAAUGCUAGUGGUAUAAACACAGGAUCAGCAAAAAAAUCAGGGAAAGGGAAAGGUGGUGCACAAAUUGAUACGGAAAUUGAAGAAAAAGAUGAAGAAACUAAAGCAUUGGAAGCACUUCUUUCCAACAUUGUCAAACCAGUGGCAUCAGAUAUCCAGGCAAGAAUAGUAGUACUUACCUGGUCCCCACCUUCCAGCUUCGUUAAUGGUGAAACAGAUGAGACUACCAUACCAGAGAUCUAUGGUUAUGAAGUUCUGGUCUCAAGUACCGGAAAAGAUGGGAAGUACAGAAGUGUAUACGUAGGAGAAGAAACAAGUGUCACUUUAAAUGAUCUCAAGCCAGCCACGGAUUACCAUGCAAAUGGUUUUAGUGAAGAAGUCUUGUAUUACACCUCAGGUUGUGCCCCUUCUACACCAGCAAGUCCUGUAUUAACUAAGGCUGGAGUUACUUGGUUGUCCUUACAAUGGAGUAAACCCUCAGGAACACCAUCAGAUGAAGGAAUUUCUUACAUUUUAGAGAUGGAGGAAGAAACUUCAACAUCUAAUGAAGACUUUGUUUUGCAGGGAUAUGGUUUUAAGCCUAAAUAUGAUGGAGAAGAUCUUGCUUACACAGUGAAAAAUCUCAGACGUAGUACUAAGUAUAAAUUUAAGGGAAAAGGAAAUGGAGAAUUUUAUCAGUGUUAUAUGGGCUCACAGAAACAAUUUAAAAUUACAAAACUGUCACCAGCAAUGGGUUGUAAAUUUAGACUAUCGGCCAAAAAUGACUAUGGUACAAGUACAGUUUUAAAUUAUUGGGUGCAAUGUUUGUGUUUUGUAUUAUUUUUCUUUACUAAAAGCAAUCUGAUUAUUUGGUUUCGGGGCAUUUUUGUUUUGCUUUUGCUUUUGUUUUGGCAGGUCUCUGAAUCUUUGCUUGUGCAGACUCCAGCUGUGCCUCCUGGCCCAUGCCUCCCUCCCAGAUUACAGGGUAGACCCAGAGCAAAAGAAAUACAGUUACGAUGGGUACCCCCUCUGGCUGAUGGUGGAUCACCCAUUUCCUGUUACGGUGUGGAAAUGUCUCCUGCAGAAAAAGAUGAACCCAGAGACGUUUACCAAGGUACUGAAGUAGAAUGUACAGUGAGCAACCUUCUUCCUGGAAAGACGUACAGCUUCAGACUGCGUGCAGCUAACAAAAUGGGGUUUGGACCAUUUUCAGAAAAAUAUGAUGUUACUACAGCCCCUGGGCCACCAGAUCAGUGCAAACCCCCUCAAGUGACAUGCAGAUCUGCAACUUGGGCACACGUGAAUUGGGAGGUUCCUUUGAGUAAUGGAACAGACGUCACUGAGUAUCGAUUAGAGUGGGGAGGAGUUGAAGGAAGUAUGCAGAUAUGUUACUGUGGGCCUGGUCUCAGUUAUGAAUUAAAAGGACUUUCACCAGCAACUACCUAUUAUUGCAGAGUCCAGGCUCUGAGUGUUGUGGGUGCAGGCCCUUUCAGUGAAGUGGUAGCCUGUGUGACUCCACCAUCAGUUCCUGCUAUUGUGACUUGUCUUCAAGAAAUAAGUGGUGAUGAUAUAGAAAAUCCCUAUUAUUCACCUUCUACAUGCCUUGCAGUAAGCUGGGAAAAGCCUUGUGACCAUGGUUCAGAAAUCCUUGCCUACAGCAUAGACUUUGGAGAUAAACAGCCCUUGACGGUGGGAAAGGUCACAAGCUAUAUUAUAGACAAUUUGCAACCAGAUACAACAUACAGAAUACGAAUUCAAGCCUUGAAUAGCCUUGGAGCUGGUCCUUUCAGCCAUAUGAUAAAAUUAAAAACUAAGCCUUUCCCUCCUGAUCCACCUCGUCUGGAAUGUGUUGCCUUUAGCCACCAGAACCUUAAGCUGAAAUGGGGAGAAGGAACCCCAAAGACAUUGUCAACAGAUUCUAUUCAGUACCACCUUCAGAUGGAGGAUAAAAAUGGAAGGUUUGUAUCCUUAUACAGAGGACCAUGCCAUACAUACAAAGUACAAAGACUUAAUGAGUCAACAUCCUAUAAAUUCUGUAUUCAAGCUUGUAAUGAAGCCGGGGAGGGUCCCCUCUCCCAAGAAUAUAUUUUCACUACUCCAAAAUCUGUCCCAGCUGCCUUGAAAGCCCCCAAAAUAGAGAAAGUAAAUGAUCACAUUUGUGAAAUUACAUGGGAAUGUUUACAGCCAAUGAAAGGUGAUCCAGUUAUUUACAGUCUUCAGGUUAUGGUGGGAAAAGAUUCAGAAUUCAAACAGAUUUACAAAGGUCCCGACUCUUCAUUCCGGUAUUCCAGCCUUCAGCUGAACUGUGAAUAUCGCUUCCGUGUGUGUGCCAUUCGCCAGUGCCAAGACCCUGUGGGGCACCAGGACCCAGUAGGGCCCUACAGCACCACAGUGCUCUUCAUCUCUCAGAGGACUGAGCCACAAGCCAGCACCAACAAAGACACUGUGGACAGCACAAGGACCCGGCGGGCACUUAGUGAUGAGCAGUGUGCUGCCGUCAUCCUUGUGCUGUUCGCUUUCUUUUCCAUUUUCAUUGCCUUUAUCAUUCAGUACUUCGUAAUCAAUACAAUUGAAAUAUAAUUUUAUUUUUUAAUGCUGUAUUACAUUUUAUUUUGUCAUGUACUAAAAUUAUUUCUGUAUUGCUUUUACAAAAACAGUGGCAUUUAGCACCGGCAUUGAGACUAUAGCACAUCAUUUUUGCCAUUUUCAGUGCUUAUAUCGUUAGGUAGAGGCUGGCACUUUAUUAGAAUGCAAGCCACAGAAGUAUCAAAGUUUGAUUUUUUUGUUUGGUUAGGGCUUUUUUUCUUUCCCCCUUUUUUUUUUUAAUAUGCCUUCUUGUAGAACAGACUUUCUAAGAGGCAACAAUUUAUAAUUGAUAUUUUGACCAGUCAGCAUGAGUGUAACAGUAAUAACCUGAUCUGUUUUAAAGAUUAUUAGCAAGUGAAAAAUUCAGAAUGACUAGAAUUUACACUAGCAUACUAUAUAAAAAUGUUAAAGUCUGAUGCUGUGAAAGCAAUCUAGUGCUAUAUUUCUACCUCCUCAUUUGUCUUAAUUAUUUGGUAAGUGGGAUUAUGAUGAGUAACUGGAGGGGCUUAACAAACAAAAACUGGAUGAAAGAAUAUGCAUGGAAAACUUCUUGUUUGAUAAAUGUGGAGUUCUUCAUUACAAGUAUAUAUUCAUGACUUCACAGAUAAGUCACUUAAAGAAAGCACAGGCAGUUUACUUGGCCUAAAAAUACUUUAAUGUUUACUCAAAAAGUACCUCUUUAGGUCUUGAGAACAUGGAAAAGAACAGAGGGCUUUUAGAUAGUUACUUUUUAAAAAGUAAUCAUAAAAAUCAACUGAAUUUCAAGCCUAUUUGGCCCCUGUUUUGUGAGCCUUUAAACUAUAUGUAUGUGUAUAAGUGCAUUUACGUACAUACUUGGCAUAUAUAUAAACUAUACAAUACCAAGGGUAGAAAUAUGUAUCACAUACAUACGCUCACUCCAUCUAUCUGGUAUAGGCUAAUUCUGAAGAACUCCCACAAGUUUUUGCUGCUUCUCCCAUAACUACUGCCAUCACCAUCCGAGUUCAUAAUCAAACCUAACCUUUUUGUUUAGGGCACCAAAUCUGAAGACAAAAUUAAUUUGCACCAGUAAACUUCAAGCUGCUUUCUUUCUUGAAAAACUAAUGUUUAAUGUAUAAUGUCUGUUUGGAUACUGUUCCAAAUUGUUGAUUGCAUGUGGUUAAUGUUGUAUUAGAGCACUUUGCAAUUGCAUAAUCAUUAAUGUUUUGUGAGCUUGCAUUUGUGAGUUAUUGGAUGAUCAGACUGAAUCUUGUCAAGUAUCACAAUGUACAUCUUGCUUAGAUGUCAGUGACUGCCAGUAAUAAUAGUUUGUAAUGAAACUAUCUAAAAUUCUUGUUUUAUCACAUCUGUUAUCUGUAAAACACCUGUAAUUAGCUUUUUUUAUUUAUUAUUUGAUUUUUAGGAUAGUGAAUCACUAAUUUUUAGUUGCUGAGAUUAGCAUUUUAGUGAUUACUAAGCACUCUGUCAAUCUUUGAAAAAAGGAACGUAUGUUUUGUGCUUUGAAGAUCUCUGAAGAAUUUCCCUUAUAAUAGAAUGGGCAUGUAUUGUAAUUGUUUUAUGUCAAAUGAUCUGUGCUAUAGAAAAAACAUUAACCUUUGUUCAAAAAAGAAAUGGAUAAACUUGGCCUUUCUGAGUGGUAAGAAUGACCUGUCACUAUAAUAUACUGUAUGUUUACAUUUUAUUUAACUCUGAUCCCUUAUGUAUAGGGUAAUGACCCUCCCCCAAAACAACAGUGAUUGCGUUUGUUUUCUAGAAACUUCUUUAAAGUGCCACAUUUGGCAGUACAAAUGAGUUUGAGUGUAAUAGCCCAGAGAUUUCUAUAUAGUCGAAUGUCUAAAAUGGUAAAAUGUGCCACUGUAACAAGUUACAGUGGCUUAUGUUUUUCAUAGUAAUUAAAAUGAACCUCCUAUUUUUGAUAGUAAAUGUCAUUUAAUAGUGUACUUGCCAUUUGAGCCUCACUGCAAAAUUAGUGCAGAGGAGAAAACAAUUUUUAAUGUAAUCUUGAUUUUACCUCAUAUACUGUACAUUCCAAAAACUCUAAACUUUUUAAAGAUUAUAGAUACACUACCAAACAUAUCACCUUGAAAUUGUAUAAGGUUGAACUUCAUACAAAUGAAAAAAUAUCUCAUAGAACACAUAAACUAUGUAGCAAAAGUAUCUUUAAAAUCCAUGGAAAAUAAAAGUUGUAUCAUUUUUUUGAGAU
Messenger RNA from Propithecus coquereli (Coquerel's sifaka), 5316 nucleotides. RefSeq names its product fibronectin type III domain containing 3A (gene FNDC3A). NCBI's taxonomy places the organism in Eukaryota, Metazoa, Chordata, Mammalia, Primates, Indriidae. Gene Ontology annotation, molecular function: protein binding. Bases 90 to 3128 code for a protein of 1012 amino acids. The transcript has 19 exons. The record is from RefSeq and is a predicted model, not a curated record.